Messenger RNA from Osmerus eperlanus (European smelt), 3149 nucleotides. RefSeq names its product DEAD (Asp-Glu-Ala-Asp) box helicase 24 (gene ddx24). The transcript has 9 exons. Gene Ontology annotation, cellular component: nucleolus. Gene Ontology annotation, molecular function: ATP binding; RNA helicase activity; nucleic acid binding. The coding region runs from base 147 to 3068 and encodes 973 amino acids. The record is from RefSeq and is a predicted model, not a curated record. NCBI's taxonomy places the organism in Eukaryota, Metazoa, Chordata, Actinopteri, Osmeriformes, Osmeridae.
AUUGUCUGCGAUCCGCCAAUCAAUUUCUAAGAAGAAGAACACUGUUUCCGGGGCGGGACUUCGGUAUUCAAUGGCUGCGCCCUCGUGUCAUGCGUGAACGUGUCAGUGGCUUGUGCAACUGGAAUCCCGACAGCAAGUAAAGAAACAUGAAGACCAAAGGCAUUCAAAACAAGCGCCCAUCCAGCGGAAAGAAAUCACUUAAACGGGGGAUUCAUGUUAAAGGCACAUGGAAAGCGAUAGAUGUCGACCCUAGUUUCUUCUCAGAAGAGGGCAUGGGUGGCCUCGUGUGUUUCGAGGAGUUGACAGACUACCGUCUGAUUGACCCUACCAAGGCGGAAGCAGCAGCAGAAAAGGAGGCACUAAAGAAGGAGAAGAGGAAGGAGAGGAGGAAGGCUAAGAAAAGAAAAGCGCGAGGGGAAGAGGCCGUUGGAGAUGAGCAAGAGGCCGUUGGAGAUGAGCAAGAGGCCGUUGGAGAUGAGCAAGAGGCCGUUGGAGAUGAGCAAGAGGCCGUUGGAGAUGAGCAAGAGGCCGUUGGAGAUGAGCAAGAGGCCGUUGGAGAUGAGAAAGAGACCGGUGUCGAAAUUGGCGAAAAAGAAGAAACCUCUGAUAAACCACCCAAAAAGAAAAGGAAGAAAAAAUUGAAGCAACUGCCUGAAGGAGAUCGCAGACAGCCGGACAGCUCUGCAGGUGAUGAGGUGAAAAGUGAAGCUCAGGAUCAGGAUGAGCGGAAGGAAAACAGCGAACAGAGUGUGGAAGAGAGUGCGUCUAAAGAAGUAGAUGUGGUUCCGGAGAAGGCGGCUCCUACACAACCUGGUAAUGCAAAGAGCAAGAAGAGAAAGAGAAAUAGGAAAAAGAAGAGACAACUUGAAAAACCGACUGAAGUACAAAAUACAGAUGAACAAACAGAAGCAGAGGAGACGGACCUUACAUCUCAAACAACAUCAAAGCCACCCCCCCAGGAAAAAGUGUCUGUACUCUCAAAAAAGAAACAAAAGAAUUGGACCAACGCAGGUCUUUCUGGUUCUUCUGAGCAAUGCGCAGAUGUGAGUGCCUGGAAGGAUCUGUUUGUUCCUGCCACGGUGCUCGAGGCACUGAGCAGUCUUGGAUUCGGUUCCCCCACUCCAAUUCAAGCUUUGGUGUUACCUUCCGCUAUCAGAGACCAGAUGGACAUCGUGGGAGCAGCGGAGACAGGCAGUGGCAAGACAUUGUCUUUUGCUAUCCCCAUGAUCCAUACCAUCCUGGAAUGGAAGAAGGGCUCCGAGACGCCGGACGAGGAUGGAGCAGAGGUGCCAGCAGAAGCACCGUGGGAGAGUCUGUACCUUCCCACUCUGGAGACUGCAGGAGAGGGCAGCGCUGCAGCAGAUGACUGUGGAGAGACUGGGGCGGCCGUCUCCACGGAGACCAGGGAUGAGAGCGCAGUGCCUGGAAGUGAGGAAGCCACAGAGGGAGAGGAGGAGGGUACGGCAGAGGAGGGGGAGGGAAUGGCAGAACCAGAGGAAGAUGACACGCAGGAUCCAGACAGCGUCUGUGACGACGAUGACGCCAAUCAAGAUGAGGAAGAGGAGGGUGAGAGUGGAGAUGAACAGAUGGGGUGUGUGAAGGUUAUCGAGGAUGUCGAUUUUGACUUUGACGACACGGCCGAAGAUAAGGAGGCUCUGAAAGCCAGUCAGAACCAGCCUCUGCUGGGUCUGGUCCUCGCCCCCACCAGAGAGCUCGCUGUCCAGGUGAAGCACCACAUCGAUGCUGUGGCAAAGUUCACAGGUAUCAGGACGGCAAUCGUGGUGGGUGGGAUGGCUCAGCAGAAGCAGGUCAGGAUGCUGAAGCGCCGGCCUGAGAUCGUAAUCGCCACCCCAGGACGCCUGUGGGAGCUGAUCAAGGAGAAGCACCCUCACCUGGUGAACCUCAGACAGAUAAGGUGCCUUGUCAUUGAUGAAGCCGACCGCAUGGUUGAAAGAGGCCAUUUCGCUGAGUUGGAGAGCUUGCUGGAAAUGCUAAACACGAUCCACUUCAACCCCAAGAGGCAGACGUUUGUGUUCUCCGCCACCCUCACGAUGGCUCACAGCCUGCCAACCCGCGUGCUGCAGAAGAAAGGAAGGAGGCUGGAUCAGAGGAGCAAGAUCGAGACCCUCAUGGACAGAGUAGGGAUCAAGUCCAAGCCCAAAGUCAUCGACCUGACCCGAAAGGAGGCCACAGUGGAGAGCCUGACUGAGACACGGAUCCACUGCAGUAAAGAGGAGAAGGACUUCUUCCUGUACUACUUCCUGCUGCAGUACCCGGGCCGGACCAUGGUGUUUGCCAACAGCAUCGACUGCAUCAAGAGGCUCAACUCCCUGCUGGUCAUCUUGGAAAUCACCCCCCUUCCGCUGCAUGCUAACAUGCAUCAGAAACAGCGCCUAAAGAACUUGGAGAGGUUUGCGGAGAGGGAGAGUUCGGUUCUCCUGACCACUGACGUUGCUGCAAGAGGUCUAGAUAUCCCAAAUGUUCAACAUGUCAUUCACUAUCAGGUCCCCAGGACGUCGGAGACGUACGUUCAUCGUAGUGGCCGGACAGCGAGAGCCGCUAAAGAGGGGCUCAGCUUGCUCCUGGUUGGCCCCGACGACAUGAUGAACUUCAAGAAGAUCUACAGGGCCCUCGGGAAGGACGAGGAGCUCCCUGUGUUUCCCGUUCAGAGCAACUGCAUGGCAGCUAUCAAGGAGCGGGUCAACAUGGCCAGGAAGAUCGAGAAGGAGGAGUACCACAACAGCAAAGAGAAGCAACACAACUCCUGGUUCCAGCAAGCAGCAGAAGCCCUGGAGGUGGACCUCGACGAGGACCUUUUACUUGGUGGGAGGAAGGAUGAGGAGGAUGAGCGUCAACAGCAGAAGAUGGUGAAGGGAAUGAAGAGGCAUCUUAAACACCUCCUCUCUCAGCCGGUCUUCAAAAACGUGAUGAAGACCAGGUACCCCACUCAGAUGGGCAAGCUGUCCCUGCCCCAGUUGCCCCUGGCUGGCGUGGAAACGGCUCUGACCAGCGUCUCCAUCCAGAGGAAGAAACAAAAACUCAAGAAAAAAACAUCCCCAGUGACUUGAUAAGAAUGUCCACGAGAAGACCGGGAGGUUGUUUUGUCUUUCUUUUUUUUUAUGUAAAUGAAAAUACAAAACAAAAUGCAA